AUGUUUGAGCCGCCCCGUUCUGACGCCCCGCUCCGGCUUUUUCUUUCUGCUUUUUUUUUGGCGGAAAGGUGCGAGUACGUGAGCCGCCUGGGCGUCUUCAAGAACAAUGAGCACGUCAUCGUGACCACGAUCCUUGACCUGACGAAAGCCUUUUUCGGCGGAGGAGGCGUUGGGGACGCGGGCGGGGACCGGGGACCAACAGGAGGGGGAGAGGUGGCGGUUAAGCAAGCCCUGGAAGACUACGUGAAGACGGCCUCUUUCGUGCUGCUGAGGCUCAAGAUGAGGCAUCACUACGGGGGGGACGGGUCUUCGGGGUUGACCCCGGGCGGGGGUUUCAAGUUUUUCUGCAUGUACGCCUUCCUCGACAAGUUCGUCGAACAGUGUCCACAGGUGGAUCGGAGCGUCCUGGAAGAGUUCAUCCCGUACGCGCUCAUGCACGCCGGCUACCUCGACAUGAGCCGCUCAGCUUUGAUAUGAGAUUAACAUGUUGAGCAGGCCUCGCUCCCGUCCCUGCCGUUGCAAGUCGGUUGGCUGGCGCUAUGCAGCGUUUUCUAGAAAGUAUGUCUUGCUGCUAGGCUGCGUUCUCUCAAUGCAAGCGGGUGCCACGAGGCUUGAGCCUCCCCAGGUGUAUGUACUGGGCGGCUUCGAGACCACACACCGUGUGUCUCUCGUAACCCUCGUGUGCGAAAAAGCCCUCUUUUUGUGUGUACAAGCUCCUUUUUUUUUUUCCGUGCUCUUUUGUUUUGGGUCAAGAGUAGCUCGGUCAGCGUGUGGCUGUAUCGCGUUUGUUUGACGUCAUGGACAGCAGUCAAGGCCCGGACGGUCUAGGCGCAGUACCGCUGUGCUAGAAAGCUUUCCAAAGGUAGCACUCACUCGUGCUGGCAGCUAGCUGACCGCUCGCAGCCCUUCCUUCUGGCCGUGCUCGGUGCCGUGCGCAUCGGAGCGUUUUCCGGUAAGGUUCAGAGAUCUGCACGCGAUGUUGCGUGAGAACGCUCAAAAUGGAAACCCUUUAUUUAUGCUCCGGUGUAAUCCUGCAACAUCGACCGUAUCUGUCGGAGGUUCUUGGUUGCAAGUUUAAUGUACUUGUGUUGUAAAUCGAAUGGACGCGGACGAUGGUUUGUCGUAAUUUUUUCCGGGCAGCGCUUGGAUGGAGGGAGACUUGUCGGAGACGGGGUUGGUCCGUCCGCAUUUAAUGCACCACUUCCCAAUUCACGAGAGAACUCGGGCGCACUUUGAAACCUGAAAGGCAUGACGUGGGUUAUUGCGUUGGCCGUCCCCGCGAGCCUCCCUUGCCCAAUUUUCGAGGCCAUUUCUUGGUUUCGGAUCGAAAGGCGUGUAUUGGUGCGGUAAGUACCUGACCUCUGAUUUAUUUUCAUCCUGUCGAGAUACCUGCCCCUUGCACCGUUCUCUCUCUCCCUCUCUC
Messenger RNA from Ectocarpus sp. CCAP 1310/34, 1423 nucleotides. The record is from the annotation of a GenBank genome assembly. NCBI's taxonomy places the organism in Eukaryota, Phaeophyceae, Ectocarpales, Ectocarpaceae.